This is a messenger RNA of Babesia sp. Xinjiang, 597 nucleotides long. RefSeq lists its product as uncharacterized. Lineage: Eukaryota; Apicomplexa; Aconoidasida; Piroplasmida; Babesiidae. The transcript has a single exon. The record is from RefSeq and is a predicted model, not a curated record. Bases 1 to 597 code for a protein of 198 amino acids.
AUGGCGAUACUGAUGGACCUACUCGGCGAGGACGAAAACUGGGAUGAUACCAGAAGGAUUGAUCGGUGGGCUCCUUUGGCCACGGAUCUGCCAAAUGUUCAUAGGGUAACACCAGCACAAAAAUUGAUGAUAGUACUGUUGAUCAGACUUCAGAGUGUAAAUGAGGUCUGGGCAGCGUACGGGAACAAUUUCGCUGUCCAUUACAGGAAUCUGUUGUAUGAAAACAGGGGAAACCGUCGUCAUGCGUACAUUGCCAUUUUCAUACGAUUGGCUGCAUUUUACAAACUGCACGUCACAGCAACCAUUACAGACGCGCAUUUAAUGAGCUUGCCAGAUGAAUUACUCACAAGAAUAAUUCAUGAACCGUUUGAACAGUUGGAGAGGCUAAGAAGUCAAAAAGAAACGGGUUAUAUACCAAUGCAAGAAUACGAUAUAACGCUUGGAUUCAAUAUUGAAAAAGUAGCACAAUUGGGUAACUACAUAAGAAAAGUCUGCUUGAUAUUAUGCUAUUUCAGACAGGCCGUUGACAAUGAAAUACCGAUGAGGAUUAUAAGGAGUAUGGAUGAUACGAACGGAAAUAAACACAUCACAUGGUGA